CAGUUCAGUCAUUGGGAGUGUAAUAUGUAAACCUUUAUGUGCAGUGGUAUUUAUCAGAUGAAUUCUGUGGUAUCAAAGAAAUGGUAGGUGUUUUUAUUUAUAGUAUAAUCCAAUAUGCAAGUAAGCUAAGCCCAGCCCAUUCUAAACUAAAGGAAAAUGUGCCUACUUGACUGACCUCUGUACUCUAUGUGGGUGCUUUAUUCUUUAUCACGUUCACCUUAGGUUAUUUAAAUGACCUUCUGAAGCUGAGCAUGAGUGUCUUGAUAGUCUUGUCUUCCCACACCUCACUGUUGAUCUCUAAGCUACUUGUGUUUUCAGGUUCUUAUUGUUGCACAAGAUAAUUAGUGAAUUGGUCUUCCAGUACUGAGGAACUAGAGAAAUGGCCACUACGCAGUCUGUCUUCACGUUUGCUCUCUGCAUUUUGAUGAUAACUGAAUUAAUACUGGCUACAGAGAGCUAUUAUGAUAUCUUAGGAGUUCCAAAAACUGCAUCUGACCGCCAGAUCAAGAAGGCGUUUCACAAGCUGGCUAUGAAAUACCACCCAGACAAAAAUAAGAGUCCUGGUGCAGAAGCAAAAUUUAGAGAAAUUGCUGAAGCAUAUGAAACAUUAUCAGAUGAGAAUAAACGAAGAGAAUAUGAUCAGUUUGGCCGUCAUGGAGGACAAGGGAAUAAUGGAAGCCCAUUCCGUCAGUCAUUUAAUUUCAACUUUGACGAUCUGUUCAAAGACUUUGACCUCUUUAGUCAAAACUCACGGUCAAAAAAGCACUUUGAAAAUCACUUCCAAAGUCAUCGGGAAGCUCACAAUCGGCAAAGACGUUCUUUCCAAGAGUUCUCCUUUGGAGGUGGACUGUUUGAUGAUGUGUUUGAGAACAUGGAAAAAAUGUUUUCAUUUAGUGACUUUGAAAAUGCACACCGCCACGCGGUCCGAACUGAUUCCAGGUUUCACGGAUCCAGCAAGCACUGCAGGACUGUCACUCAGAGACGAGGAAACAUGGUGACCACGUACACAGACUGUUCAGGACAAUAGUGUUUCCUUUCUUUUCAUCUCUUCUUUCAACAUCUUCAUGAUCUUUCUUAAUUUUGUGCUAACAUGGAAAAAAAAUCUUAACUGUUUGUUCUAAAAAACAACUGCUAUAAAGAAAUUGUAGAUGAAACUAAUCUUCAGAAUAGAAACAACAUGCAUUUGGGAAGUAAAUGUCUCAGUAACUGAUUGGAAUGGGAGAGAAAUAAUCUCAUGGGAGAGAAAAUUCUAUGGAUUUCAGUUUAGUAAAUACUUUCUGUAACUUUGAACUUCAACACAAGAUAUGUAUUUUUAAUUUCAGAAAUGUAAUAUAAUUUUUUCAUAUAUGCCAGUUCAGGACUGUUUAAGUUACUGGUGCAUGGAUUGCAGCAGAACAGAUACUUUAAUUUUGAAGUGCUGCUUUUUUUUUUUAUCACAUCUUUCCAAGUUUGCACUUGCCAUUUUUACCUGAUAAGGACUUACUGUGCAAGUUAGAUAAUUUACACAAAAUAGCAGCAGAAAUAUGACUUACCUGGGUCUUUGCUACUCUGUCCAGCGUUGCAAAUGUGUUAACGAAAAAAAUACUUUUUGAAGUUGGAAAAUAACAAGAGAGAGAAUAUGUUAAGAUUGUGCUUCACCUAGGAGAGUGAUGUAGGAAUUAACUUUUAUUUCCAAAUAGCCUUUCAUUGGCCUGAAAGAUCUUAGGAUUUGAAUAACCCCAAACUUAUUUAAGGGAUAUUCAUGUAUGUAAGCUUAUGUGCACACAAGGCUUUUUUUUUUUUUUUUUCUUUCCUUCCAACAUACAAAUAUCUCUCUAACAGGUUUGGAAGAGCGCAGCGAAAACACUCUUUGUUUUAUGCUUAUUACAUUACCAUGUGUGCAAUGUAGUUUCCGUAGCUGAGUUUAUUGAACUUAAAUACUCCUCCAUGAUUUCGUGAACUUAAACAAGAUAAGCUUGCCUACAGAUUUCUCGUGUUUCUGGAAGCGUCUAAAUAAAAAAUAGAUUGUGUUCAGAUUGACAGAUUUAUUACCUGUCAGUAGGAAUUUUUCAGCACUGUGAUUUGAAAGGUAAAUUCUUAGCAUGAACACAAAGUAAAAGUGAAAAUUCUAAUUGUACUUACCUAACGUCUUAUGGUGCUGCAGUCUGCUAAUAGGGACACUACUAAAUGUGCGUCAGUUUCAGCACCAUGGAGAUGAAUAACCAGUCUAAACUAUUUAAAACUAAAAAAGAAAACAAACAACAAAACCUCUGAAUAUUUUAACCAAUGUCAAUCCAAAAGUUCUGUUUUAUUUCUUAGCUAGUACAGGCUUACUAUCGUAAAUUGCUUCCCCUUAAUAAGAUUGUCGUCACCCACAUACUACCAUCUCUUUAGAAUUGUGCAAUAAGAAUUUGCCUUUCAGAUUGAUUGCAUGAGCAAAAUGAGCAUUUUAAACAGCAGUGUUUUAAAUAGGCUUUGAGUUCUUAAAAUCUUUACCAAAAGAGAUUUAACUCUUCACUUCUCAGAUGAAUAUUGAAAGCUGCCUAUUUGCUAAGUAACCUUCCCCCAGGGGUACGUAGUAUUGCUUGUUCAGUUUUCAUUCACUAAAUACUUGGAAUGGAUUGUUGCAUUAUAUUAAGUGCUUUUCCUUUUCCAUGUUCUUCUUUAUUUAUUAACAGACUAAUACCUCAUAUGGUCUUUAUAAAAAGCCAGUAAUUUGUGCAACGUUUUCGGAAUGUGCAAUAUUCUUAUAGUGGGAAAAGUGCUGGAGUGAGCAUGUUUAUUUCCACCCUUUUUCGAUGUAAGUAGAGAUUUUUAGUUUCUUCUGUAUAAUUAAUAUAUGAUUCAACCAAAAGUUGUAAUUCAUGUAGAUUUCUGCAUUUUUUUCUUUAACAUACUCCAUCAGUCCUGUACAUGAAUCAGAUGAUCUGCCUGAUUCUUAUCAUAUAGGCAUCUAAGUGAACAAAUUAAGAACUUAGUAUUCUGAAUUACUUUCCUUCACAAAUACCAAGUGUUUUUACAUGGACAUUUCUGUAUGCAUUUGAGGAGAAUUGUUCAUGCUGGUAAAACUCUGGAAGGAUGUGGCCUUUAGUAUUAAAUAUAAGAGUAUUAAUGAAUGUCCUUUAGAGAUGGUGACUGCUGGAACGUAAGAGGUGGGAGGCAACUCUAGAAGUAGGAUGCAAACGUAAAAUAUUAAUGCCUGCCUUAAUCUAGUGAACAUUUUCUUAAUUAAAGGGAAAAAAAAAAAAAAAACCAGCAGAAUAAGCAGUUCUUAGGCAUGAGAGAAUGAAUAUUUAAAUUCCUACUAGAACCAACCCACUGACUUCUCCAGACAUAGUUUUCUCCACUUAAUGAACUUGAGUCUGUUCUGUAAUCCUUAAUUAGAGGAAUAAAAGCUAAAAUGAGCACUGUAAAUUGUAGGAAACACAGCCACUCCUAAAAUUUAAGUCUUUUAAGUGACUGUAUGAGUUCACUGUCUUUCAGGCUCAGCUUUUAGUUGAAAAUCAAGGGUCCUUUGCUGCUUCUAGGCUAGCUUCCCCUCUUUAAGGAUGUUCCAAACUUUAUUCAUACAAAGUGUACUUGUUUUCUAUAAUUCUUCGAUGUCAAAGUAUGAAACUGAUAGUAAAACAAUAGGGUUGCUAGUUUUUUAGUGGAUAGUACCUUGAAAAGACUUCUACCUAGUCUAUUUUUAUCUGCUUCCAUAUUAGUUCUCUGAAUUUCUUGUCAUAGGUAAACCAAUAAAUACUUCAUAUUAUUCCCAUGGCUUCCCCAAGUGACCUUUCUGCUGCUUUUGAUGGUUGAUCCAAGGUAAAAUCCAAAGGGGAGAGCCUGUUGCUAGUGUCGCAGUCUGGUGUGUGGCUGUCUGUGUGACUUUCUAUGACGGGUAUGCUUUGAACAGGCUUUAGCUGGAGAAGGGCCAGAAAAAUUACCAGAGGGAUGGAGUACCUCUCUAAUGAGGACAGGCUCAGGACAGGCUGGGGUGGUUCAGCCUGGAGACCUUAUUGUGGCCUUUCAGUUCUUAAAAGGGGCCUGUAAGAAAGAUGGUAGCAGACUUUUUAGCAGGGCCUGUUGCUAGUAGGAUGAGCGAUGAUGGUUUUAAACUAAGAGGGGAGAUUCAGGUUGGACAUGAAAUAAGAAUUCUUUACAGUGAGCGUGGUAAAAUACUGGAAUAGGUUGCCCAGAGAGGUGGUGGAUGCACCAUCCCUGGAGACAUUCAAGGCCAGGCUGGAUGUGAUUCUGGGCAACCUGAUCUAGUUGAAGAUGUCCCUGCUCAUUCCAGGAGUGUUAGACUAGAUGACCUUUGAAGGUCCCUUCCAACUCAAACUAUUCUAUGAUUCUAUAAGUUCAGGCAGGCUUUCCUCAGCCAUCAGCCUUCAGUUCCACAGCCGUCAGAGCACAGGCUGGCAAAGCAUGCUGUGCUUCUCACUUAUUCAGAGCUCUUGCACAUUCUUCGCCUAUUUAUAGGGUUUGCUUCAUGGCAGGCUCUCCAGCGGAAGCCCUGACAUAACCCUAUGACACCCCUGACUUAUGAAGCUUCUUAAGUGCCAUCUUUGGUCUCCAAAUCUUGUGAAAAGAUCCAGGAAAACCUAUUAUUUUUUGUAGUGUGAGGGUGAAAAAUACAAUUCUUAGCCAUUUGUUGAAAGGCAUUUAUGCAUAUGUAACUCCAAAUGGUUGAGUUUCUAAAACUUUACCAAAAACCCCAGUGCUUUUUCAUGUUUGGUUUUUUUCCCAUUAUACUUUUGAAACACAGUAGCUAGUGGAGAUGAAGUACUGUAAAUGUAAUUAGGGUGCCAUUACAUUAAAUGUGAGAAUUGUUUGUGUGUGA
Molecule: messenger RNA, 4804 nt
Organism: Strigops habroptila (Kakapo)
Lineage: Eukaryota; Metazoa; Chordata; Aves; Psittaciformes; Psittacidae
Gene: DNAJB9
Product: DnaJ heat shock protein family (Hsp40) member B9
Exons: 3
Coding region: 380-1027 (215 amino acids)
Cellular component (GO): endoplasmic reticulum
Molecular function (GO): protein-folding chaperone binding; misfolded protein binding
Source: RefSeq, a predicted model, not a curated record